This is a messenger RNA of Eleginops maclovinus (Patagonian blennie), 3894 nucleotides long. It is a transcript of the gene rassf8a, whose product is annotated as ras association domain-containing protein 8. The transcript has 6 exons. Gene Ontology annotation, biological process: signal transduction. The record is from RefSeq and is a predicted model, not a curated record. NCBI's taxonomy places the organism in Eukaryota, Metazoa, Chordata, Actinopteri, Perciformes, Eleginopidae. Bases 442 to 1836 code for a protein of 464 amino acids.
UACCAGCAGGAGUAAUGAAACGGGGAGAGGGGCUUUUUCCGCAGCUUAUUGCUGAGACCUUAUGCUGAGACCACAGAAUAGCAGCACACAGAGAGGGCAGACCCAAACUUUCGGACAGAGGACAGAGACGUCUUUAUCUGUUUUGAAUUCGUCUGUAGUCUUUCAUUCAGUUUUGUUUGUCCAUCAGCCAAACGAUACUUUGUCGCAGUUCGUUGGAAGUGAUUUACUGGGCAACGGUAAAGAAGGACACAUUUUGCGGAUUUGACGCCUUUACCUGUGUUUUCCCCCUAAACUUCACUUCGGAUAGGAAACACAGAGUUGAAUCCUAUUUGCGCCAUAAAGAGACGUAGCCAGAGGGGCUUCAGCUGCCCUGCACCACUGGAGCCUUCAAUAAUGUCGGGGCCAGCACACCACAACCAGCCUAUUCGCUUCUGACCCAACAUGGAGCUCAAGGUCUGGGUGGAUGGAGUCCAGAGGGUCGUCUGUGGGGUCACGGAGGCCACUACCUGCCAAGAGGUGGUGAUCGCUCUGGCACAGGCCAUAGGUCGCACUGGGAGAUACACUCUAGUAGAAAAAUGGCGGGACACCGAGCGUCACCUAGCCCCUCAUGAAAGCCCGGUUGCUUCUCUGAACACCUGGGGCCAGUAUGCUGGGGAUGUCCAGCUUAUCCUGCAUCGCACAGGCCCCUCCCUGACUGAACGCCCCCCCUCAGAAGGACCCCCUCUUAGGGGUCCUGAACGCGGGCUGCAUCGGCAGAGCCUGCCUCCCCUUGCAAAGCUUCGCCAUCCUAACGAUCGCUCCCUCCGCCGCCGUGAACCACGACGCAAGUCUCUGACGUUCACUGGUGCACCCAGAGGCCUCAGGGAGAUACUGAGUGGAGGCCGAGCCAGUGAGGCGGAGGCUAAACGCAGACUCUUCAUGGGAAACGGUGGGAAUCACAACCAUGCAGGACCGUCCAUGGGGACCGCAUCCCCUGGCCUGUGGGCCUGUCGCAUGGAGGAUCUGGUCAGACUGGUGGGUAUACAGAGGGAGACUCUCAACGUUCUGGAACAAAAGCUGGAAGCCUAUGAGGCUGAGCUCCAGGUGUGUUCUGAAGGGCGAGGGGGCCGCGGUGGAGGGUGCAUCGGGGACCCAGAUGGAGGGGGCGGGCUGAUAAAAGAGAUCCUGAGGCUGGAGAAGCAUCUGCGGAAGAAUGACGUGGAGAUGGAGGAGGAGGAGUUUUGGGCCACUGAGCUGCAAAUUGAGCUGGAAAGUGAGAGGCAGCUGGAGGAGAGACUACAGGAGCUGAUGGGACGCAUGCAGGGCUGUGAAGUGGAGAUUGAACAAAAGCUGGCAAUGGUACAGAGUGUAGAGGCAGGCUUGGAGGAGGAGCGGCUGCAGAGGGAGAGGCAGGAGACCCAAUGGGUCAGUGAGGCAGAGGCUCGGGCACAGCUGCUCAGGGUCAAAGCAGAAAUGAAAGCCCAGGAGAGACAGGCUGUCCAGCUGGAGAGCAGCUGCAGAGCUGUGGACCGGUCACUUGGACAAAGCAGCAAGAAGCUGCAGAAUUACUCUCCUCACGCUGUUUCUUUGAAGGACAUGCAGCAGGAGUUGGAACAGCUGACCAAGGAGCUGAGGCAGGUUAACCUGCAGCAGUUCAUCAAGCAGACCGGCACCAAGGUCACAGUUCUGCCGGCUGAACCCUCCGAGGAAGAGAGUCCUCACAGCACCCGUGGUAUAGAUUUAGUUCCCCUGUCUGGCUCCCUGAAGCGCCCCGUAUCGCAUGCGAUGUCUAGUCACCUCCGGGUCCUCCACAGCCCCCUCACUUCAGGCCUGAACCCAGAGGGGAUCUAUGUGUGAGCCAUCUUUGCUCAGAGGGAACCGCCCCCAAUCCAGAGCCCAAAACACACGUCUGUAAGUGGAUAUCUUUGUACAGGAUACCUCAGUGGCACACUACUAUGCAUGUCUCGAAUACAGGAGGCAACCUGGAGUGUGAAGACUCACAUAGUGAAGGAACAAAGAUGAUUUUGACAUGGAAGUCGUAGAGCACUUAGUGGGAAUUAAAUAUGUCAUGGUGCUCGGUUUCUGAACUUACAAGGACUUAAAUCUCAAUAUCAGGCUGUUGUGUACGUCCUUUAUAAACAUAUCCACUUAAAAUACUUUUACUCUCACUUUAUUACCUGCUGAAUGAUUUGUAAUGUUUUCUCACUUGCAUCAUGAUUCUAAACAAUUGCCUUUUGGACAGUAUUCUUGAGAACCUUGGUAUGUGAAUUUAUGAAUUAUAUCUCUAAAGUUAUAUGUAUUUUCUGCAGUGAAAACGGCAUAAUGAAUGGUUCUAAUAUAAGAAAUGAAAGAUCCACUUGUGUCAAUACUAAACCAGUCUAGAAUAUAUCGUUUUGCAUAUCAGAAUGUAUUCCUGUAGCUCUGAUUGUUCAUGUUAAAACUAUGCACAACUGGUCAAUAGUUUUGUUACCGAAGAAUGUUACUGUCCGUAUUUACCAAAAUGUUGGCUUACUGUAAAUAUGUUUCCUUACUUUUCAGCUUUAUUUAGAGAAUUAUUAUAUUUUAUUACAGAGAGGUUACAGAAUAUGCAGUGCCCUCAUUCCCGCUACAAUAUCUGCAUAAUGAAACAGUGUUAAUCACCCUCUUAAGCUGUUUUUUGUUGUUUAGAUGACUACAUGGUAUGUUUUUGCCAAUUGUAUUAUGCUUGUUUUUCUGUGUAAGGAUUGGUGGCCAAAGAUUAGCAGGUCCUGUUGCAUGAUUGUCGUUACUAUAGCCAUACCUGGAUGUGCAGAGCACCCGCAGUACAGUAAAUCAGUUAGUUGAAUCUAAAAAUGGUGGCAUGCUAUAAUACAAUGGAUAGCUCCAGCUACUGUGUGUGUGUGUGUGUGUGUGUGUGUGUGUGUGUGUGUGUGUGUGUGUGUGUGUGUGUGUGUGUGUGUGUGUGUGUGUGUGUGUGUGUGUGUGUGUGUGUGUGUGUGUGUCUGUGUGUGUCUGUGUCUGUGUGUGUGUGUCUGUGUCUGUGUGUGUCUGUGUCUGUGUCUGUGUCUGUGUGUGUGUGUGCAGUCAGCAAGGUAUGAAGCCCCUCUUAGGUUGUAGUUCAGCUGCUAAUCACAUCAAAGUGCCUUAUGUUCAUUCCACAGUUGGUGUAUUCAUAUAAUGUACAGAAAAGCUUUAGUAGAAAACAUUGAAGCAAUGAUCUUAGUCAGUUUAGAUCUGAUUUUGCUAGAUGUGUUAGUGACACAUUGCUGCACAGAGAGAAAUGGCAAUAGCACAGCAUCAAAGAGAAAACUAUAAUCAUGUUUUUGUCAGUAUUUUAUAGAAAAAUGAACGGAGAGAAUUUUACUGAUAGAGUGUCUCAUUCUGACACUGUAUUAUUGACACCAUAAUACUAUGUGAUGUAAAAUGCAUUUACAUUAUCUGAUUUAUUUCAUCAUGCAACACAUACUGUUUACUGUAAUCACCAGUUUAGGAAGAAGACAUUUAUUGAUGAAAUUUAAUUUUGGAGUAAUAACAGAUCAGUACCAUCACCCAGGAAUACCUAGUAGAUACAAAAGUCUACCCUUUAACAUUUAGCAUCUACAAUAACCCUCAUGAGUUUUUCUCCACUUUUCAGUUUAAGGACAUUCUAAAAUAGUUUUUAAAUUCUUAGGUUUGACAUUAUCUCUAUCGGGGCAGAUUUUCCCUUUAAGAAAUCACUUGUGUGCAUUUUCCACCACCAUGUGAUGAGAUGUAGUUUUGGUCACUGUUUACAACCAUAUAAUGUUCUAGAGAACUGUAAGAUGUCAACUGUACAUAACCUGUUUUUAUUUUUGUCCUGCCUUAAUAUACUGCAAGUGUUGACAGAUGUACGGCUGUAACUGGCUGCUGAUAUGACAUGGAUUGCAUGAUUCAAUAAACCAUCUGACAAAAUGAAAA